AUGCGCCAGAAAAGAGCAAAGUCCUACAGAAAGCAGAUGUUGGUGUACCACCACAAUUUCAAAUUCAGAGAGCCGUACCAGGUUCUCGUGGAUGACCAGAUAGUAUGCGACACGCAUAAGGCUUCGUUUGACCUGGUCAAAGGACUGCAACGGACGUUGCAAGCGGAGGUGAAACCCAUGAUAACCCAGUGCUGCAUUCAAGCCAUUUAUGAGACCAAAAACCAGGACGCCAUAGACCUUGCCAAGUCUUUCGAAAGACGACGUUGCAACCAUCCGCCCAAGGAAGCCAAGCCACCGCUAGAGUGUCUGGAAAGCGUGGUUUGUGUAAACGGGACCAACAAGCACAGGUAUGUGGUGGCGAGCCAGGAUCCCAAGAUCCGCGGUGUGCUAAGAAGGGUGCCAGGAGUGCCUAUGAUAUUCAUGAACCGGUCCGUCAUGGUCAUGGAACCUCUCAGUCGGUCCAGUGAGAGGCUGAGCAAGGAUCAAGAGAAACAAAAACUAUACAAAGGCCUCAACGACCCACAGCUCGCCGGAAAACCAGCUGUCGAAGACACCACGCACAAAGAUGGAGCUGUCACCUCAGAACAGACCGCCAGCAAGAAACGCAAGGGUCCUAAGGGCCCCAAUCCACUCAGUGUCAAGAAGGCCAAAGCCUCAAGCACUGCAGGCGACGCUACAGGGGACCUUGCCGACUCCAAACCCGUCGUUUCGAACUCGGAAGCCAAACCAGCCCGCCGUCGUAAACGAUCUCAUAAAUCAUCCGCGCCUGGCGAAGAAAAACGCGAGGAUAACGCGGAAGAUCAGAACGAUGGCGACUCGGGAUAG
Lachancea nothofagi CBS 11611 is the source of this 825-nucleotide messenger RNA. The record is from the annotation of a GenBank genome assembly. Lineage: Eukaryota; Fungi; Ascomycota; Saccharomycetes; Saccharomycetales; Saccharomycetaceae.